Parascedosporium putredinis is the source of this 2610-nucleotide messenger RNA. Lineage: Eukaryota; Fungi; Ascomycota; Sordariomycetes; Microascales; Microascaceae. The record is from the annotation of a GenBank genome assembly.
AUGGCUUCACAGCAGCCCCAGCUCAAAAGCGCCGACAAACGAGCUCGCACGUCCAAGGACCAGUAUUACGAGAUUGUGAAAAUUGCCGCGGAGGCUCAGCUAGGCGCGCCCGUGGACAAGUCAUCGGUCGUCUGCUACGUGCAAAAACUGCUCAAGGAGGGCACGGCGGUCAAGGAUGUGGAGGGCCUCGAGCUCCUCGAGUGGGCAUGCUACGAUAUCAUGCCCGAGUCCUUCUUCCGGGAAGCCAUUGGCCCUCUCCGCGUGAGACUCGCCAAGAUCGCCCCCAAGGACAAGGUGACGGCCAUAGAUUGUCUCGAGUCCUGCCUGCUCCACUGGGACCUGAGUAGUGCGCAACAAGUUGCCGCUCUUCUUGAUCGAACGUUUCCUUCGGAGCGCAGAUUUCUCUUUUGGAACAUUGCUACCACCUACCUCUUUUCUCUGAGCGACCAAUGCCCCGCCGAUAAGCAGCGGCUCUACCGCGAGCUUUCUAUCAAGCAAAUUCAAAAAGCUGCCCAGGUGGCAGAGCAGGCAAUCGAAGCCAAGGCCAAGGACAAGCCUCCGCGCGGACUCCAGAGCGAAGAGGAGCUGCUGCUCUUCUUCGACAUGCUAGCUUCUCGAGGCGAUGUCGCGCAGGUCAAGGAGGCGCUUAAGGGCCCGCUACUUGACCCGAUUAAGGAGCUUCGACUCGGAAGGAAGGACCUCCUCUUCCGAGCCCUGCGCUUCCUUAGGGACGCCAAGGAAUGGACUCUCGUUUACGAACUCGCUAGGGACGCCCUCUACCCGGAAAGCGACAGCGAUGGGCGGGAGAGUCAAAUAUCUCUCCUUGCCUGCGACUGGAGAAUCUGGCAAGACCUAACCGAGGCAGCGACGCACGUUAUGCUGUCCGAUAUAGACUUUAUUGACAAGCAGCACGGUAGCCCGGCGUGCUUUGACGACGUUAAGCGUUUCGUCGAGCGGCUGAGCGCACCGGAGCUAAAAUACCUCGCUUACGAGCGACUCCCCGAGGUGGUUGCGGAGGCCGAGGGAUAUAGGUCAGUGGCGAUUCAAGUCAUUAUGCUCAAGAUUCGCUACCUCGCCACCACGACACCGCAAGGCGACAUCCUGCGCAAGGACCUCGCAGACGAGGCGGUCGACGUGGCGGGCGUCGCCAACGACGCUCUCCGGCUCUACCUCAGCCUCGAGGACGGCGAAUCCACGAGCACAGACAAAGAAAGCGAGCGUGCGCGACAGGAUUUCUUGCCCGAGCUGGCGGUGCUCUCAGCCGUAUGCCUCGUGAACCACGCCGGCGUGGGGACGACCACCUCACCGCGGGACAAGGGCGCGCCCAGGCCGGUCGACCGGCGCAGCCUCCUUCUCGCCGCCGCCGUGCUCGAGCACCAGCUGCAAAGACGCCCAAGCACAGCGGCGUACUAUUCCUACUGCCUUGACGUCAAGCGCACCAUCGUGGACGCCCUGGGCCCUGUCUUCUUCGACCGCCUCUCGGCCGUGGCACCCGAGUUGGCGUCUGGUCCGCUCCUAUCGGCCAGCGUGCAGUCGCACUACCGGACCUCGCUCAAGCUGCGCAUGCCGCGCCGGCUGGCCGACGCCUUUGACUGCGAGAGCUACUCGAGCAUCCUGCAGAUCCCCGAAUAUACUGAGAGGCUGAGGACGAGCUGUACCAUGGUUAUGGGGUAUGUGGAGGAGCUGCGGGCCCAGAGAGUGACGGGAACUCGUCGGGGAGAUAUCCUUGGUUCUGCGCUUCUAGAUCAUAUCACGGACGAGACGAAGCUUCAGGUCAAUAUCGACUACGGAUCCUUCCCUAACCUCGGAAGCAGCCUUCAUACACCUCUUAAUGCCGCCCUUACGCUGGGACCUGAUCUUUCGAACAACCGAUCACACCUGUCCCUUCUCGCGGAACAGUACUUUUCGCUUCUUACUUACAAGGCCCCUGCGGCCUAUAAACCCGCAAACCCGGCGGCGGCCUCGGCGGCUGAGCACACGCUCCCUCUUAUCCGUGCUGUCCUCGCUCACACUCGACGCCGUGCACUCGGCGCGCUCCUCCCCGUCAUUCAGGGCAUCCCUGCGCUUGCGACCUCUGCCACCGAGACGCUAGAGCUCCUCCUCGACCUCGCGGCUGCCAACCAAACCGGCAACGCCGACGCCGAUGCUGACACGACAACCCCGGUGGACAAGGUGGCGGGUACACUCUCGUCGCUGGUCGCUGUAUCGUACGCGCGCGACGGAGCGGCAGCGGCCCGGGCGGCAGCGGCUUACGUGCAGGCGCACCACGAUCGCCAGACGGCGCGGGACCGGUCGGGAGAGUCAUCCCUCCGCAAAGAGGUCCUGGCCGAGAUCAAGAAGCUCGACGGCGCGGCCAAGGAGGCGCUCAAGGAGGCGCAGGGAUGGAUCGUCGCGGCGCGCGGCGAGAUCGCCAAGUCUGGGUUCUCGCAGCAGCUUGCGCAGGUCCUGCUCGAGGCGGACGAUGGAGGCGCCCUGGGACAGAAGCUGGAGGAGGCCGUGGCCAAAGUGAUUAGACGCGAAGGCGAUGGCGAGGUCAACAUCCUGGCGAAGAAGAUCGCGGAUGGGUGGCGGGCGAACCUGGAUGGAUGGAUGCAAGUGAAGUGGGAGUAG